GCUGGUGGGAUGACCGGGUUUGGACCCGCCCCCAUCACAGGAGGAGCCAGGCACAGGGAAGUAGUUUGGAGCCUGCGCCCUAUAGUCAGAGUUGUGGGUUCAAGUCCUGACCAUGUGGCAGAGAUCUUCACGAUCUUUAUGACUCAGUUUACAUCCUCUGCAAAUUGGAGAUUUAAUGAUAGCCACAUUGUAGGAUUAAUAGGCUUACAAGGAAUGUCUAUGGGGGGUGGGUACCUCCGGCGCCCAGGCCUUAGGGAUGUUUAGUUAAUGAUGUUGUUGUUAGUACUAGCUGGGGCGGCCCCUGUGAGCGGCCUCCCCAGCGGCUUCCUGUAGGGGAGCAGGGGCCGCCCCCUCUCCCCUUCCUCCAGGCGCUCUUCCUCCCGCCUCUCCGCCCCGCCCCGCCCCGUCCCGUCCCUCCUCUUUCCUCAGAGGAAACUUUCCGCCGGCUGGACCAUCGGGGUGUCCGGCCGCAACACGGUGCGAACCGAGUAAGGCGGACGGGGCGGCCCGGCCCGGGUGUAUGCAGCCCCCGGAGAGACGCAACUGCCGAGGGCAGGCAGCGGGACGCUGACGGGGUGGAGGAGCUGCCCCAGGAGUGAGCGCCCUGGGCCCUAGAGGACCUGACCUGGCUGACCUCGCAGGUUUAGAGGAGAGCCGCGCCCCAGCAGCAUGGAUGCCCCAAGGAGGGAUAUGGAGCUACUCAGCAACAGCCUGGCGGCCUAUGCACACAUCCGAGCUAACCCCGAGAGCUUCGGUCUCUACUUCGUGCUGGGCGUCUGCUUCGGCCUGCUGCUGACUCUGUGCCUACUAGUCAUCAGCAUCUCCUGCGCGCCUCGCUCGCGGCCCCGGACCCCUGCUCCGCGCCGGGACCCUCGCAGCAGCACCCUAGAGCCCGAAGAUGAGGACGACGAGGAUGAAGACACCAUGACGAGGCUGGGCCCGGAUGACACACUCCCGGGCCAGGAGCUGUCCACUGAGCCCGACGGGCCCCUUAGUGUCAAUGUCUUCACAUCCGCAGAAGAGCUAGAGCGGGCACAGCGGCUGGAGGAGCGUGAGCGAAUCCUGCGGGAGAUCUGGCGCACUGGGCAGCCAGACCUGCUGGGCACCGGCACGCUCGGGCCCGGAGCCACGGCCACAGGCACACUGGGCCGUAUGCACUAUUAUUGACACACGACCCACAGCAUGGGUCCCUGAAUACUGGACUUAGGACUGAACUCAGUGCUGCCCCAGGGCUUUCAAACUGCCUCUGCUCCAAUUCUCCUGGUGCUAUUGGGCGUGAAUCGCCGCCUGCCAAGCACUCUUUACUGGGCAGGUGUGGGUGGGGGGGAAAUGCCAGGUCCCACCUUCUCCUCCUGGUAAUAAUCAAUGACCAAUGAAAGCUAGUCUCAGCGACUCAGUCUCGUU
Molecule: messenger RNA, 1404 nt
Organism: Chionomys nivalis (European snow vole)
Lineage: Eukaryota; Metazoa; Chordata; Mammalia; Rodentia; Cricetidae
Gene: Eva1b
Product: eva-1 homolog B
Exons: 3
Coding region: 670-1167 (165 amino acids)
Source: RefSeq, a predicted model, not a curated record